UAUUUCGGUCUAGUAGUUGGCAUCGCUGCCUCCGACUUCACUUCGUGGCGCACAGUUGGUGCUCCUUUAUUCCUUGGCUUCCGAGCGUGGACCCCCUUUUCCGGUUUAGGUUUAUGGGAGGAAAAUGUCGCGCCGGGCCGACAAGGAAAUCGUUAUAGAUGGGCGGGGCCACCUCCUCGGCCGCCUGGCCGCUGUUACGGCCAAGGCUCUCCUCCAGGGCCGCAAGGUGGUUGUUCUGCGUUGCGAGCAGCUAAACAUCUCAGGAAACUUCUUCAGGGCUAAGCUGAAGUACCUUUCAUUCUUGCGUAAACGCUGUAAUGUUAACCCUGCAAGAGGCCCUUUCCACCACCGUGCCCCCAGAGAAAUCUUCUGGAGGACAGUGAGAGGUAUGCUGCCUCACAAGACACCACGUGGUCAGGCAGCUUCUCACCGACUUAAGUGUUAUGAAGGUAUUCCUCCCCCAUACGACAAGAGGAAGCAUCUUGUUGUCCCUGGCGCUCUUAGAGUCAUGUGCUUGAAGCCUGGCAGGAAGUUCUGCCACGUAGGCCGCCUUUCACAUGAAGUGGGAUGGAAGUACAAGCACGUUGUUAGGGCUCUGGAGACUAAGCGUAAGAUCAAGGCUGUUCUGCACAUCCGCAAGAAGGACAAGUUGAGGAAACUUACUAAGGGUGCUUCAGAGCACAUCAGCAAGCUGGUUGCUAAGGACACAGCUGUGAUCGAGUCCUACGGAUAUCAUUAAAAAUCUGUAAAUUUAAA
Messenger RNA from Frankliniella occidentalis (western flower thrips), 756 nucleotides. It is a transcript of the gene RpL13A, whose product is annotated as 60S ribosomal protein L13a. Lineage: Eukaryota; Metazoa; Arthropoda; Insecta; Thysanoptera; Thripidae. Gene Ontology annotation, cellular component: ribosome; cytosolic large ribosomal subunit. Gene Ontology annotation, biological process: translation; negative regulation of translation. Bases 125 to 739 code for a protein of 204 amino acids. The record is from RefSeq and is a predicted model, not a curated record. Gene Ontology annotation, molecular function: structural constituent of ribosome; mRNA binding. The transcript is spliced from 6 exons.